AUGCAUUCAUAUGCACUGCUCUUGCCUCCUCCAUGCGCGCGGCUGUUGUUGAAAUGUGUGUUCCUUCCACCCUGUGCUGCCAUGCCGUGUGCUGUGCAUGCGUGCAGGGAGGAGCUGAGGGCGUUUGAGCGGUCAAUCAAAGGCGACAUGGAGCAAGUCGACGAGCGGCAGGAGGAGGAGGAGCGUGCCUCCUCCUCCUUGCUCAUUUUUGAGUCGACUCAAAAGUCAACUCGUAGCGUGCCUCUUCCUCCUUGCUCAUUGCAUUUCUCUCCUUCCUCUUGGAUUGAGACUCUGCUUCUGGAUCGUAUUGAGCGGUAUCGGCAGCGGCAAGCCCGGGAGCAGGGCGAGGCUGGAGAGAGGGGGGCUGGGGAGGGUGCUGUGAUGAAUGGUGUGGGUGGAAGAGGAGGGGAAGCGGCGGAAAUAGAGGGAAGAAAAAGAAGUGUGGAGAGAGGGGAACAGGAUGUGGAAGGGGAGGCUGGGAGCGGUGAUGGGGAUGAGAAGGGAGGGGAGGAGGAUGGAACGGAAGGUAAUUAUGAUGAUGAGGAGGAGGAGGAGGAGGAGGAGGAGGAGGAGGAGGAGGAGGAGGAGGAGGAGGAGGAGGAGGAGGAGGAGGAGGAGGAGGAGGAGGAGGAGGAGGAGGAGGAGGAGGAGGAGGAGGAGGAGGAGGAGGAGGAGGAGGAGGAGGAGGAUGAGGGAGACGAGGAUGAGGAUGAAGCGGGAGACGAGGACGAGGAUGAAGAGGACGAUGAUAUUGAAGCUGAAAUUUUCGAUUGGCGAGCCAAGCGCUUAUGA
This is a messenger RNA of Closterium sp. Naga37s-1, 792 nucleotides long. NCBI's taxonomy places the organism in Eukaryota, Viridiplantae, Streptophyta, Zygnematophyceae, Desmidiales, Closteriaceae. The record is from the annotation of a GenBank genome assembly.